AUGGGCUCUAGGUUCAUUGACACCAUUGAUACCACAUGGUAUGAAGCUCAUGCUACCUUCUACGGCGACAUAUCCGGUUAUGAGACUAUGCAGGGAGCAUGUGGGUAUGGAAAUCUGUUCCAGCAAGGUUAUGGGCUAGCAACGGCAGCAUUAAGUACCGCAUUGUUCAACAACGGUGGAAUUUGCGGAGCAUGCUUUGAGAUAAUGUGUGUGAACGAUGAACACAACUGGUGCAUACCAAAUGCAGGGACAAUCAAAAUAACGGCUACAAACUUUUGCCCGCCAAACUACACAAAAACAGUUGGUGUUUGGUGCAACCCUCCCCAACGUCAUUUCGACCUAUCUCUUUACAUGUUCAUCAAAAUGGCUCCUUAUAGGGCAGGGAUUAUCCCAGUCCGCUACCGUAGGAUGCUUUGCCAGAAACAAGGCGGUCUACGAUUUGAGCUCAAAGGAAAUCCCUAUUGGCUUCUUGUUUUGCUCUACAAUGUUGGUGGUGCAGGUGAUGUUGUUGAUGUUAAGAUUAAAGGCUCUUCUACUGGAUGGCUUCAAAUGUCAAGGAAUUGGGGACAAAAUUGGCAGGUUGGUACAUUUCUUGUGGGGCAAGGUUUGUCCUUUAGAGUCACUACUAGUGAUAGAAAGACCAUUGAGUUUGAUAAUGUUGUGCCAAGCUCUUGGCAAUUUGGACAAAACUUUGAAGGAAACUCUAAUUUCUAGCAAGUACUAUUUAGGUUUUCUUAGGAUCUUUUGUUUAGUGUAAUUUAGUUGAGUUGAGCUGAGCCAUAUUGGAUUUGAUCCAUUUAAAGUUUGCAACCAACUUAGUUUUUCUAGAUGUGCUUUUAAUAAAUUAGA
Cucumis sativus (cucumber) is the source of this 849-nucleotide messenger RNA. RefSeq names its product expansin-A22. Lineage: Eukaryota; Viridiplantae; Streptophyta; Magnoliopsida; Cucurbitales; Cucurbitaceae. The record is from RefSeq and is a predicted model, not a curated record. The transcript is spliced from 2 exons. Gene Ontology annotation, cellular component: extracellular region. The coding region runs from base 1 to 714 and encodes 237 amino acids. Gene Ontology annotation, biological process: plant-type cell wall organization.